CUUUACUAAUGCAGUCUUGUACCUUUUCAAAAUAUGCUCCUUAAGAUCAUUCUCCUAGCCUGUGUCCUUGAUUAUUUUAUGUCCAUCCUUUAUCCAAGAAAUGUAUGUCUUUACGUUCAAGACCCUUUCAUAGUUUUAAGUUUCCUCUUUUUCCCUAUCAAAUGGUUGUUUUAUGCUUCUGAUCAGCUUCUCUUUCAAGUCAAGCAUGUUGUUGCUACAUCUUUGCAACCGCAGUCCUUCUAAAUGCUUCUACAAAACUUUGGAAGACCUUGAUGCCUCUUAAUCCUGACCAGAAUGAGAGACUCAGGUGGUUUUCUAUCAAAUGUUGCCCUGCUUUUUGCCACCCCAGUGUUAUCCCUUUUCUUCGAUUAAAAAGUACUCACGAACAGGAACCAAUUUUUCCUUUUGUCUUUGGACAGGACCUUUUGUAAUCAGGUUUUUGGCCUUAGCUGGGCAGCUUUGCAGUGUGGGUGGAUCAGAGUUACUACGUGCUUCAAGGCUGUCCUUUAUGCGCUCCUUAACCUUGUUGAAGCGGCCUCAUUCUUUCACCUGCUCAGUUUCUUUAACAAAUAAUAGUACAAAAUAGCUCGGGGUGUGUGAAGCAUUGCGUUUGAAUAAUGUUCAAGAGUAAGGGUGCUCUUAAGUAAGAAUAAGAGUAUUUUUCAGACUGAUGUUGUCCUAGACAUACAAGGUGUCCUCAUGUAGCGUGUGAGGUUCAGCUCAGAACCCACCUGCUUAUUACCUGGCUGUUCAAGAAGAUGCCUCCUAUGUACUUUAAAAUUUCCCAAGUUUUUCUGAACUUCACAGUUGCUUCUUCUUAAUCUGGUAAUGGCUACAUAAUAAUCAGCUUUCAUUAACAUUUCUCAAAAUUGCUUUCCUGGAAACAUGUUAAAUAAUGUGUCACUUCAAAGUGACCCCUUGUUCCAUAGUCCCUUUAACAAAGAAAACUUUGGCGCCAUCAUUUAAAUGUAAUUUCUUCUAAAGGAAAGAAAAUCUGUCCAACGCAAGAGUAAGCAGAUAUUCCCCCUCAUGGAUUUUUUUUUUUUUUUUCCCCAAGGGGAAAUACCUUCUUCUCAUAGGAAUAAAUUGGUGGGGGAAAACGCUCACUCAUAUGAAGGUUACCAACUUCCAUGCGUAUAAACUAGCAGAGCUGCAGUUGCUUCUGUGGACGUAAUUUAUUAAAUCCACUGAAUAUUCGACAUCUAGCUUUUAAAUGUGAAUUCUGUGUUUCAGGUGAUUUCUGAGGCUCCAGUCUCCUGUAACGGUACCUCCCCAUUCUGCAUUUCACAUCGGCGAUGCUUUGCUGUUCCUGACAACGAUACGGGAUCCGAGGUGAAACAUGCAUCACCAGUUAUGUCACGGAUCUCGGUGUUCACUCAUAAAACACAAGCAGCAGUUGGAAGGCUUCUUCUGGGGGCUUUUCCCUCCAUUUUUGCUACAAAGUUAGAUGUUGCAUCUUUGGCGAAAUAGGAUUUUCUUGGAACUAUAAACUAGGAAACUAGUGAAGUCGGUAUUUGGGCUUUGCUGACAUUCUAAGAAUCUUUAGACUCUUAGAGAGUUCAGAGUCAGAGGCACAUUUUUUUUUUUAAACAGGAAAAUCUGUUUUUAAAAGCAGUAGUGUUUUGGAGAGACAAAAUAUGCGAGCACUUGGGUAGCUCCGAAUUUCAAGGUAAAUACAAGGGAAAUGGAAAAUCCUGAAACUUAAUCGUUAACCUUUGAUCAAAAUGAGUAUUGGUAAUUUUAACUGGGGAUGCUCAGCUUCCAAAAGCAAAUGACAUCUGCUUCACCUCAUGUAUGCAGAAUAGGGAGGGAAGGGAGAGAAAGGUGUAAUGAUGAGAGCAAGUCACCUCUGUAAAAAGCUUCUUGAAACCACUGGGUGCACCGUACUUGGGAUGAACUGACCCUCUUUUCUAUCUGGAAAGCUUUUAAUGAAAGAGGAAAAGGACCCGAUGAUCUUUUACUGCAAAGGUUAAUAACAUAAAAUACUGAUGAGCAUUUUAUGUAAGAAGCGAAGCCUGCAGGUCUCAUUACCUGGCCCUCCCGAUUGUGGACUCACGUCCGAUGAGGGAAGUGGGAAAUACACUUGACACAUUUAAAGGGUUAUAGUGGACAGCGUUCACAUUUCUGAUUCCAUUCCCCACGCAUUUUUCUCGUUAAUAGAAAUACAAAAUUCCACUGAGGUCGCCCAGGCUGUCUUCCAGCCCAGGCAAGCUUGUUCACCCACCAGACACUGACAGCCGAGAGACACGUGUCUGACUGCAGUGAACAUCAAGGCUUGCUUCCCCUGGAGCAAAGGACCAAAAGUGUGGUGGAUCAUUUAAAAAAUCACAGAGAAGAUGUCAGUAGACUUAUGGUCCAUAGCAGUCUGAAGGGGAUGUAUGGAGCUUGUCUUGAGAAAAUAUCGAUGCUCUGGGCCUUUUCCUGCUCCCAUUCCAGUUGCUGAAUAUUUUGCUCUUGUCCUUGGUGUACAUCACGCUUUGCAGGAAAUUCAAGAAGACAACAAUCUUAAAAUAGCACAGGAAAACAAAAAGGAAAGGUGAGAAGGAACUCUUCUUUGUUCUCGUGCUCCCUGGAAAUGCAUGGGCCCGCAGGGGCGAAUGCCGCGCGCCAUCCGGAGGAAUGGGCUCUUCUUGCUAAGAGUCGUGAGUAAAGUUGGUUCCAGGUUUCCUUUCUUCACUACCUCCCUUGCAGAUUCCAGCUGGAGAUUUCAAGGGUGACAUAUGUUAUGGUCCCAAAUGGCAUGUCCCCCGAUGCUGUCUGUCUGAACAUUUCUCAGUGGGGAAAGGAGAGGACCUUCUGUUACUAUGAAGUGACGUGACGAGCAUCACAUCGUGCGAGCUGGGAUGAUGACUCAGGCCACGGCUGGAGGACCCUUCCUCGUUUUGCUGAAAUCGGGUGGGGAGAGGAUCUAGAACCUGGUUCUACCUAGCUGGAGGACGGGAGAUUUCUCAGCCUGAAGCCGCUUUCCCUCUCUGCCUCAGGAUGCCUUAACAGGCCAUGAAGAUUCAAUUGCCUGAUAGUCUACAAAUGAGCCUAUCAAAGCCCUGUUACGUCCACUUUGAUCCAUCCACUCUCCAUCAGAAGGCAGAAGCCCAGCAGGACGGAGAAGCCAUCUGCAGGUCGCCUUCGUGGGCACCAGCCACCGUACAAUCAACUCCACUCUCGGACACAAGGAAUCUGAGAUGAGAGAACACUAGAUUUUGAUGAUUAUUUUGACACCGUUGCUCUCACCUGUAUGUUGACAGGAUAAAAAUCUUGAACAUGCCUCGUAGCCCAACAUCAAGUGAAGAUGAAAUGGCACAAAGCUUUUCCGACUAUUCUGUUGAAUCUGAAUCAGACAGCUCCAAAGAAGAAACCAUUUAUGACACAAUUAGAGCAACCGCAGAAAAGCCAAGCAGCAGAAUGGAAGACAGUCAGAGCAACACGUUAGUGAUCCGAAUUAUAAUACCCGAUCUGCAGCAAACGAAAUGCAUUAGAUUUAACCCAGAAGCUUCAGUGUGGGUUGCAAAGCAACGGAUUUUGUGCACUUUGAAUCAGAGUUUGAAAGAUGUCCUGAAUUAUGGACUCUUCCAGCCUGCAAGCAAUGGUAGAGAUGGGAAGUUUCUGGAUGAGGAACGACUUCUUAGGGAAUACCCACAGCCAGUGAAUAAAGGAGUUCCUUCACUUGAGUUUCGAUACAAGAAAAGAGUGUACAAACAGUACAAUCUUGAUGAAAAACAGCUGGCCAAGCUUCACACGAAGGCAAACUUGAGGAAAUUUAUGGAUCAUGUCCACCAUCUCUCAGUGGAAAAAAUCACAAAGAUGUUGGACCGAGGACUGGACCCAAACUAUCAUGACCUAGAAAGCGGAGAAACACCCCUAACUUUGGCAGUUCAGCUUGACAAUACGGUAGAAGUCAUAAAAGCUCUGAAAAAUGGAGGAGCGCAUUUAGACUUCAGAGCCAAAGAUGGAAUGACAGCUCUGCACAAAGCAGCCAGAGCCAAGAACCAAGUAACCCUCAAGACCCUUUUAGAGCUUGGAGCGUCUCCUAACUACAAAGACAGCUGUGGCCUGACACCACUGUACCACACCGCUAUUGUGGGAGGGGACCCUUACUGCUGUGAGCUGUUACUGCACGAACACGCUACAGUCAGUUGCAAGGAUGAAAAUGGAUGGCAAGAAAUUCAUCAGGCUUGCCGAUACGGACACGUCCAACAUCUGGAGCACCUCCUCUUCUACGGCGCCGAUAUGUGCGCGCAGAACGCCUCGGGAAACACAGCGCUGCACAUCUGCGCCCUGUACAACCAGGAGGGCUGUGCAAGAGUGCUGCUGUUCCGGGGAGCCAACAAGGAGAUUAAGAAUUACAACAGCCAGUCUCCAUUUCAGGUGGCCAUAAUAGCGGGAAAUUUUGAGCUCGCUGAAUAUAUCAAGAAUCACAGGGAAGCUGAUAUUGUGCCCUUUAGAGAGGCUCCCACCUAUUCCAACAGAAGGCGGAGACCCCCAAGCACCUUGGCAGCACCUCGGAUCUUGCUUCGUUCCAACAGCGACAACAAUCUCAACAUCAACAACCUCCCAGAGUGGUCAGCCUCCUCCUCUGCUUCUUCGCACCGCAGCCUUUCACCUCAUCUACUUCAACAGAUGCAGAAUAAUCCUAAUGGAACUGUAAAAACUGUGGGGAGUUACACUCCGUCCUCCCGGAGCCGGUCGCCGUCCCUAAACAGGCUGGGAGAGGAUGCCAAACGGCAGCAGCACAGGCACAUCAGUGCCGUUUACAAUCCUAGUGCCAACAAGGAUACUCUGUCUGCCUUGGAUUAUCAGGGUCCAAAACGCAAGCUUUACAGUGCUGUACCUGGAAGACUUUUUAUUGUCGUAAAGCCAUAUCAACCUCAAGGAGAAGGGGAAAUACAUCUGCACAAAGGAGACAGAGUCAAAGUUUUAAGCAUCGGCGAAGGUGGAUUCUGGGAAGGCAGCACCCGGGGACAUAUCGGAUGGUUUCCAGCAGAGUGCGUUGAAGAAGUUCAGUGUAAACCCAAUGAAAGCAAACCAGAAACACGAACAGAUAGAACAAAGAAACUCUUUAGACACUACACAGUUGGAUCCUAUGACAGCUUUGAUGCUUCAAGUGACUGCAUAAUAGAAGAAAAGGCAGUGGUCCUGCAGAAAAAAGACAAUGAAGGAUUUGGAUUUGUGCUCAGAGGGGCAAAAGCUGACACACCAAUUGAAGAAUUCACCCCAACUCCAGCCUUUCCUGCUUUGCAGUACUUGGAAUCUGUGGACGAAGGGGGAGUAGCAUGGCAAGCUGGCCUGAGAACUGGAGACUUUUUGAUCGAGGUUAAUAAUGAGAAUGUAGUGAAAGUUGGCCACAGGCAGGUGGUGAACAUGAUUCGACAAGGGGGCAAUCACCUAGUUCUUAAGGUUGUCACAGUAACCAGGAAUCUUGAUCCAGAUGACACAGCUAGAAAGAAAGCCCCACCACCUCCUAAGCGAGCUCCAACCACUGCACUGACCUUGCGGUCUAAGUCAAUGACCUCAGAGCUUGAAGAGCUUGCUUCAGUACGGAAGAAGAAGGAUAUUCUCCCUUCACAUUUUGAAGGUUUGAAGAAGAGGAUUGUUUUUCGAGUCACACUAAAUAAGGUGGAUGAAAUAGUACCGGUUUCCAAGCCAUCAAGAAUUGCAGACAAUGCAACUGUGGACUCAAGAGUGGCAACUAUUAAACAGCGGCCUUCUAGUAGAUGUUUUCCCUCAGCUACAGAUAUGAAUUCCAUGUAUGAGAGACAGGGUAUUGCUGUGAUGACGCCCACUGUACCAGGGAGUCCUCAAGGUCCUUUUCUGGGUAUACCUCGGGGUACAAUGAGAAGACAAAAAUCUAUAGGAAUAACAGAGGAAGAACGGCAGUUUUUGGCUCCUCCUAUGCUGAAGUUUACCAGAAGUCUUUCAAUGCCUGACACCUCUGAAGAUAUCCCACCGCCGCCGCAGUCCUUACCUCCUUCACCACCACCACCUUCUCCCUCUCUGUACAACUCUCCCAAAUCCCCAACAUCAAGGAGCUAUGGAACUAUUAAGCCUCCGUUUAAUCAGAAUUCAGGUGCAAAAAUUUCUUUGGUUAGGCCUGAGAAUGUGGGAACGAUGAUAAGGGACAAAGGGAUCUAUUUCAGACGAGAACUGGACCGAUACUCUCUGGACUCUGAGGACCUGUACAGUCGGAGCGCCGCAUCUCAGGCAAAUUUCAGGAACAAGAGGGGUCAGAUGCCAGAAAACCCGUAUUCUGAAGUUGGGAAGAUUGCAAGCAAAGCAGUUUACGUGCCAGCCAAACCAGCGAGGCGGAAGGGGAUGCUGGUGAAACAAUCCAAUGUAGAAGACAGUCCGGAAAAGACCUGCUCUAUUCCAAUCCCGACGAUUAUUGUGAAAGAGCCGUCCACCAGCAGCAGUGGGAAAAGCAGCCAAGGGAGCAGCAUGGAAAUCGAUCCUCAGUCUUCAGAGCAACCUGGGCAACUCCGACCCGACGAUAGCUUAGGUGUCAGCAGCCCGUUUGCAGCAGCCAUUGCCGGAGCAGUGAGGGACAGGGAAAAGAGGCUGGAAGCGAGGCGUAAUUCCCCAGCCUUCCUUUCCACAGACCUAGGAGAUGAGGAUGUUGGACUAACGCCACCAACACCACGUAUGAGGCAAUCUAAAUUUACCGAUGAAGCAAUGUUUAGUAGUGAAGAUGGUUUUAGACAGCUUAUGUCGCCAUCUCCGAUUCCCGCACCCAGAGAGCCUGAAAAUCUUUUUAAUAACAGUGAACCCAGCAAUCAAAGUGAUUCAAGGACAUUAAACGCUUCGUCCAAAACGAAAGGUACUGAAAACAGUACGGUGGCAGCUAAGUCCGCGAAUGCGUCCAGCUCAGAUAAUUACGUUCACCCAGUCACAGGAAAGCUAUUAGAUCCAAACUCACCGCUAGCCCUCGCUCUCUCUGCCAGGGACAGAGCCAUGAAAGAACAAACACAGCAGAUUCCAGGCAAAGGAGAUGCUGUUAAAGCUGACCUUAAUAAACCACUUUACAUCGAUACAAAGCUGAGACCCAAUAUUGAAACGACUUUUCCUGUUACUGCUACUGUCACUAGGCAAAACACUCGCGGCCCAUUGAGACGGCAGGAGACCGAGAACAAGUACGAAACAGAUGCAGGGAAAGAGAAGAAAGCUGAGGAGAAGAAAAACAUGUUGAUAAACAUUGUGGAUACUUCGCAGCAAAAGUCAGCUGGCUUGUUGAUGGUUCAUACCGUGGACACAGCCAAGUCAGAUGAUACGCCCGAAGAUGAAGAGGAAAAGAGAGAUGAAAUGGAACCGAACCCCGAAAACUCCCCGCCGGAGAGGCCAGAGGGGAGCGAGGAAGCGGAAGGUGAGCUGAACGUGCCUGCCGCGUCCGAGCCACCGGCAUCUCCCUGCAAAACCAUCGUAGCAGCGAGCUCUGUUGACGACCCUGUCAUCUUGCCGUUCCGCAUCCCUCCGCCACCCUUAGCAUCAGUUGAUAUCGAUGAAGAGUUUAUUUUUACUGAGCCACUACCACCCCCCUUAGAGUUUGCCAACAGCUUUGAUAUCCCCGACGACCGCGCAGCUCCCGGUUCGGCUCUAACAGACUUGAUUAAGCAAAGAAAAAAUGGCACGCCUUCACCCGCGCCGUUUGCCCCCAGCCAGUCAACAAAUUCCUUAGAAAGUAAAAAACAAGUGGGUCUUUCAAACUGUUUGCCUGCCUCCUUUCUGCCACCCCCUGACAGCUUUGAUAACGUCACUGACUCUGGGAUUGAGGAGGUAGACAGUCGAAGUAGUAGUGACCAUCACUUAGAGACAACCAGCACUAUCUCAACGGUGUCCAGCAUCUCUACCUUAUCCUCGGAAGGGGGGGAGAACGUGGAUACUUGUACAGUCUAUGCAGAUGGGCAAACAUUUCUGGUGGACAAACCCCCAGUACCUCCUAAGCCAAAAAUGAAGCCCAUAAUCAACAAAAGCAAUGCACUUUACAAGGACGCGCUGAUUGAAGAAACUGUAGACAGCUUUGUUAUUCCUCCUCCCGCUCCGCCCCCACCUCCCAUCAGCGCACAGCCCAAUAUGGCUAAAGUUGUUCCCCAAAGGACAUCUAAGCUAUGGGGUGAUGUGACGGAGGUGAAAAGCCCAAUUCUCUCAGGCCCAAAGGCUAAUGUUAUUAGUGAAUUGAACUCAAUACUCCAGCAAAUGAACAGAGAGAAAUCCUCAAAGCCAGGGGAAGGAUUGGAGUCACCUACUGGAACAAAAACCGCAAGUCUCAGUACAAGGAGCACGGAAGUCAUGAGUACUGUCUCAGGUACACGAAGUACAACAAUCACUUUUACUGUCCGACCUGGAACCAGCCAGCCGAUCACACUGCAGAGCAGGUCCCCAGACUAUGACAGUAGGACCUCAGGAGCAAGACAUGCUCCAAGCCCUGUGGUUUCACCAACAGAGAUUAAUAAAGACAUCAUGCCUGCUCCUCUGACUGCUUCUGCUUCAGCUUCAUCUCCUUCUCCAACUUUGUCCGAUGUAUUUAGCCUACCCAGCCAGCCCCCUUCUGGGGACUUAUUUGGCUUGACCGCAGGGCGCAGCAGGUCUCCUUCUCCCUCAAUAUUACAACAGCCAAUCUCAAAUAAGCCUUUUACAACUAAGCCUGUCCACCUGUGGACUAAACCAGAUGUGGCAGAUUGGUUGGAAAGUCUAAACUUAGGUGAACAUAAAGAAACAUUUAUGGACAAUGAAAUAGAUGGCACUCAUUUACCAAAUCUACAAAAGGAAGAUCUGAUAGACCUUGGAGUGACUAGAGUUGGGCACAGAAUGAACAUAGAAAGAGCUUUGAAACAGCUGCUGGACAGAUAAGAAUAGCUAUUUUGCCUCACAAACUUCUGUUGAUAACUAGAGAUGGGCUGGUACUGAAAUACCCCAAAUGCCUUGUCUGUCUGCGAGUGCCAGCAAAAUUGUGGGGGGAGGGGGAAAACAGCUUAAUUCCUGGUACUCAGGUAACGCAGACUGUAUGCUACAUGCCCAAACAGAAAUCUAAAUAUGUUACACGAGUGGGGCCAUUUGAUUUCAAAGUUGUGGGGAGAUACGAGAGAGAGAGAGAAAAUUGUUAACUUCAAAAAUAUUAUCCCUUGAUAACGCCCCUCUGCUGGAACCAUCACGUACCACUUUUCUUUCAAUAUAAAAUCGCAAGCGUUUCAUUUUUUUAAUUGAAAAGCACUAGAUUCUCUUCUUGAUGUUCAGUCUCCGAGCAGGCUUCCUUCCCCAACCCUUAGCUCGUUUUCAGAGGACAGAUUGCUUCAUUACCACCCAAACCCAUUUUUGUUGGUAGCAGAGGCACAAUGUUAGGACAGGUAGAGGAGUUCAUAAUACUGUUUUUUACUAGUUUAGCGCUCUGAUUUGUUGGCAGCGAAGCUGGUUGUUCUGCUGGAAUUAGUUCCAAGGUAACCUUGCUCUGUUUUACCUGGUAUUUCUUUAUUUCUGCAGUUAUACUUAGCACUCUUCCAAGGUGGCAGAACAAGUUCACUACACGCUCCAUUGACUUGACCUGUAAGACGCUGCAGACGUUGCAUAAAAACUGAGGAGGAAUGCACACUUAGAGGUACAACAAAAUGAAGCUAGUUUGAACCUGAGACCCCCAGUUUUCAACCAGCUAAACUACUGCCGAGUCGCGAUAUGAACUCUGCAAACCAGUAAAAAUGUGGGGUUAUGUCCAGAGGCGUCCUUUGGACUUCGCAGUCAGGUGCUCAGAUAUGCUGAGCCCUGAGAGAUGCUGUUGAAUUCAGUGAGUGGUAAGUGCUUGGCUAUUUUGAACACCAGGCCAAGAAAGGAGAAAGAGAUAGAUGAAGGUUCCCAUUGAAGUCAGUGGGAAGGUUGCCAGUAUUUUAAGUGAGAGAGAGAUUUCAGCCUUGUUAAAAAAAAAAAAUAAAAUGAAAAAGGUAAAAAGGUAAUGCCGAGAUGGAAGGAGGUAUGUAGUGUCUCAGAAUGCGUGUGUUCCGAGGGCCAGGAGAACCGGGUAGGCAUCCAGGUUCUCACUUUUAUCGCUGUUAAGAGGUAUUGGCUUCUUGACAAGGCGAGCAGGCUGAGCACGUCGCGGGGGAGCUGGACGCUGCCCGUCGGCCUCCGGCCGUCUCUUUGCAGGGCCCUUAGCGAGGCGGCAGGAGCGGUGCCCGCGCCCUGCUAGAAACCAGGCGGCCGCGGCCGAGCAGGGACGGGGCGGUGGGGCAGGAGAGCUCGGGAGCUUUCCAGGAGACUUCAGUCAGCAGGGGGAAACACGCAGAUUUGGUUCACCUGACUUUUCAUUUCGACUUUUCUUUUUUUUUUUUUUUUUUUUUAAAGUUAACAAGUCUCUCUCUGCAUGUUUGAACUCCCCUUGUAAUUAACACCUCUUAAUAUCUGUGAGUUUUGUAGGUCUUUAUUAACAUAAUAUUCAAGCUGUUCAAGGUGGGUACGUUGUGUGUGGAUGGCUAGACUGCCUACCUGCCGUACUUCCAGGUUCCCUUACAUUUCGCAAGGUACCUGAACUUUCUUUCCUUGAUAUGGUCCUUGAUAUGGUCCAGCCUAUCUCUAAUUUUUUUAUUGUGAUUAUUUUUGCUCACAGACAAGUGUCUAAUUAGGUCUGCAACAGCCCUAGUAUGAGUACAUAAAGUUUAGCAUUUUAAAUAUCUUUCUUUACUGCAAGUUUAAAUAGUUGUACAGAUAGUUUAUAAGCACAAUAUUUUAAGAAAAUAAGUGGCUGGUCUACUGGGCAGCCUUUGUGCCACUUCAGUGCUAGAAAGUUAAAAAUGAAAAAAAAAAAACAAAAAAAAAACUUUUGUGGUUUACUACUAUUUCUGUGGAAUAAUUAUAAAGUCUUGACCUUUUUAAAAUCAACCUCAUUUGGAUGCAUCUGAACCAGCAGAGCUGUGUUAUAUUUUCUAUCUUUGCUAGAACUUCUACAAAGGAGGAUGAAUAUUUCUUCAAAAGUGGUUAUAGUUACCAACGCAUUGGAUACUCGUAAAAAGCAACUUAUUUAGCCUCCUGCCCCCUUUACGGAACAACAAAUCUUUUGACUUACCAUCUGUUACUACGCUAUAUUUGUAUUUGAAAGUUCCAAGUAACCUUGUAAUAAAAAUCAAGUACUAAGGCAUUUUACUUUCAAGAGUACUGAAUUUUUCCAUAGGUGGUGUAGAACAAUGGCAGUUUCAUUCAGCUAGUCGAUACAGGCAACUUGAGGCCAUCAAAUACUUUAAGAAGUGUAAAAAUGGUAAUUUAGCCAUCAUUGUCUUCCAUUUGGUGAUACGACAGAAUUCAGUAAAUAAACCACUGAUGCCAUGCUCUUUUUUUUAUUUCUUUGGGUACAGUUGAUAUUACCUCUAUAAUACGUGCCAGAACAUACGUUAGAAAAUACGGUAGUAAAAGAAAAUGUAGAAGUUGACUUUUAAGCUGCUUUUUAAUCACAACCUUCUUGUUGAAUUUACGUUGAGCGAGCGCUGACAUACACGGUAAAUUCCAGUUGACGGUAAUCCCUUUCUUACACAGGUGUGUUUCUUGCUCGUGUAUCUUUCCAGGUACCGAAAGAAUAGGUACGAUACAAUUAGCAGAAAAGAGGUUUAACACGCUCAAGAGCUAACGAAAUAGUUUAUUUUUUACAUUGUGUCUUACAACGCAAAGGUAAGGAGACCUGAGAGGACCUACUUUCACCAAUAAAACACGCCUCUGCCAAGAUGAAUUGGUCUCUAGCUCUGUGGGAUGAUUUUGCGACAGAAAGCAAUAGUAACAGAUACCGACGUUGCCGCCGAGUAUUUUCAUCAGUCUGGAAAUGUUGGGGGGGGAGGAGAGAAGACCCAUUUAUUUCAUGCUACUAUGAUAGUGAAAAAACCAAGUUGUUAGAGAUCUAUGAACUACGUUACGAUAUUCUGGGUUUUAGGAUCAACUUUUGUUUAUAUACUGUAAUUUAAAUAAAUUGCAUUUACAUGCCUAGUUUCUGUAAUAUUUGUGUAUACAAUACCAAAAUCUUACAAGAUGUAAAUUGUGUAUAACUGCACAGACUCCUUUCCCUAGGUGUCUGAGAACAUUUUAAGUUGAAUUCAUAUAUUAUAAAAUGACUAGAUGUGACUGUUGAUUUACAGAAUUUACAUAUCACAAAAGUUAAUUAUUUGUGGUACUUAAGUUAAUAAAAAUAGUGAUUUUUUUUUUUUUUCUCAGUUCUUAAAAAGCAUUACCCAGUUGAUCUGGCGAUGAUUAUGUGUAUGAGCCACAAAUAUUGAUAAUUUUUUUCCAUUACAUUUUUUUCUUUUCUUUUCUAGAUAUUAAUAUGUUUCUCGCUAUAGUUUGUGUAACAACUUGUGUUCACGUUAUCUAUGUUGCUGUAAUUUUUGUGCUUUAAUUACUCUUAUUUCGACUGAUUAAAAAAUCAAGCUCCUGUAACUUGCACUUUUCCCCAAUCCUUAAUACUCUUGUAUGGCAACCAAAAUUACUGUAAGAAAUAAAUAUAAUAUUGCACUAAGGUUGUGGUUCUGAUUGCAAACAGAGAACACUGUCUGAAUUUUUAUUAAAAAAAAAAAAAAAAGUUGCCAAAACCCCUUGCAAUCUGAUGUUAUUGAAAGCGCAUAAAAUGCUUUAACAAAAUGUAGGUAGAAUUAAGGCAAAAUAAUUGAUUUAUUGUUGGGAAAAAAAAAAUAUUUCUGUUUUAUUUCUUCUUUCUGGUUAAAGCAUUCUUUAUGCCGAACAUGAGUUCUUUUGCUGAAUUUCAGCUUCGUGUUUGAAAUAUGAAAAGCGAAAAUUCGCAGCGAGAGGUAGAAGAGCGCGUUAUCUAUUUGCCUUAAGGUGGAUUGCGAAUCAUUGUGUUUUCCCUUGGCUGAACGUGCGCGUGGGGAUGCAUGCGCGCAACGUAGCCCUGCGGCUCGCAGAAGGCACGCGACUGUGGAUCUCUUCCGCGAUUUAAUAAGGCUCCGAAAAGG
Chroicocephalus ridibundus (black-headed gull) is the source of this 12920-nucleotide messenger RNA. It is a transcript of the gene SHANK2, whose product is annotated as SH3 and multiple ankyrin repeat domains 2. Gene Ontology annotation, molecular function: ionotropic glutamate receptor binding; synaptic receptor adaptor activity. The record is from RefSeq and is a predicted model, not a curated record. Bases 3262 to 8838 code for a protein of 1858 amino acids. Gene Ontology annotation, cellular component: dendritic spine; postsynaptic density; postsynaptic membrane. Lineage: Eukaryota; Metazoa; Chordata; Aves; Charadriiformes; Laridae. The transcript is spliced from 30 exons.